Molecule: messenger RNA, 4237 nt
Organism: Lagenorhynchus albirostris (white-beaked dolphin)
Lineage: Eukaryota; Metazoa; Chordata; Mammalia; Artiodactyla; Delphinidae
Gene: STIM1
Product: stromal interaction molecule 1
Exons: 13
Coding region: 352-2835 (827 amino acids)
Biological process (GO): intracellular calcium ion homeostasis; store-operated calcium entry; activation of store-operated calcium channel activity
Cellular component (GO): plasma membrane; endoplasmic reticulum
Molecular function (GO): calcium channel regulator activity; calcium ion binding; protein binding
Source: RefSeq, a predicted model, not a curated record
CCGCCCCCUCCGGCAGGGGUGUAGCCGGCUGCGGAGCUGACACCGGCUCCGCGGCCACCCUGUCUAAACUCUCCGGAAGCGGCCCGAGCCGACCGGGUACUCAGGCCGUCGCAGCUCCGGCGGACCCACUGUUGGACCCGAGGCGCCGGCCCUCCUCCCGCGCCCAAACUUGGAGCACUUGACCUUUGGCUGUCUGAGGAGGCAGACUCACGGGUGGCUGGACAGCUGCGGCACCUCGAGGGCAUCUUGCCUGGGGUUCCAGGACCGUCAGCUGCACUCCCGGGCUCCCAGCUUUGCCUCUGGGAUCCUGAGGAGUCUACAUCAGGCGCAUGUUGACUGAGACCUGGAGUCAUGGAUGUGUGCGCCCGUCUUGCCCUGUGGCUCCUCUGGGGGCUUCUCCUGCAUCACGGCCAGAGCCUCAGCCAAAGCCACAGCGAGAAGACGACGGGAACCGGCUCGGGGGCCAGUUCUGAGGAGUCCACUGUAGCAGAGUUCUGCCGGAUUGACAAGCCCCUGUGCCACAGUGAGGAUGAGAAGCUCAGCUUUGAUGCAGUCCGCAGCAUCCACAAGCUGAUGGACGAUGAUGCCAAUGGUGACGUGGAUGUGGAAGAAAGUGAUGAGUUCCUGAGGGAAGACCUCAAUUACCACGACCCAACGGUGAAACACAGCACCUUCCAUGGUGAGGAUAAGCUCAUCAGCGUAGAGGACUUGUGGAAGGCAUGGAAGUCUUCAGAAGUAUACAACUGGACCGUGGAUGAGGUGGUGCAGUGGCUGAUCACAUAUGUGGAGCUGCCUCAGUAUGAGGAGACCUUCCGGAAGCUGCAGCUCAGUGGCCAUGCCAUGCCGAGGCUCGCUGUAACCAACACCACCAUGACAGGGACUGUGCUAAAGAUGACAGACCGGAGCCAUCGGCAGAAGCUGCAGCUGAAGGCCCUGGACACAGUGCUCUUUGGGCCUCCUCUCUUGACCCGCCAUAAUCACCUCAAGGACUUCAUGCUUGUGGUGUCUAUCGUUAUUGGUGUGGGCGGCUGCUGGUUUGCUUAUAUCCAGAACCGUUACUCCAAGGAGCACAUGAAGAAGAUGAUGAAGGAUCUGGAGGGCUUACACCGAGCUGAGCAGAGUCUGCAUGACCUUCAGGAAAGGCUGCACAAAGCUCAGGAGGAGCACCGCACAGUGGAAGUGGAGAAGGUACACCUGGAGAAGAAGCUGCGUGAUGAGAUCAGCCUUGCCAAGCAGGAAGCCCAGCGGCUGAAGGAGCUGCGGGAGGGUACUGAGAAUGAACGGAGCCGCCAAAAAUAUGCUGAGGAGGAGUUGGAGCAGGUCCGGGAGGCCUUGAGGAAAGCAGAGAAGGAGCUGGAAUCACAUAGCUCAUGGUAUGCUCCGGAGGCCCUUCAGAAGUGGCUGCAGCUGACACACGAGGUGGAGGUACAGUACUACAACAUCAAGAAGCAAAAUGCCGAGAAGCAGCUGCUGGUGGCCAAGGAGGGGGCUGAGAAGAUAAAAAAGAAGAGAAACACACUCUUUGGCACCUUCCACGUGGCCCACAGCUCUUCCCUGGAUGAUGUGGAUCACAAAAUCUUAACAGCUAAGCAAGCUCUGAGCGAGGUGACGGCAGCACUGCGGGAACGCCUGCACCGCUGGCAACAGAUUGAGAUCCUCUGUGGCUUCCAGAUUGUCAAUAACCCUGGUGUCCACUCCCUGGUGGCUGCCCUCAACAUAGAUCCCAGCUGGAUGGGUAGUACGCGCCCCAACCCUGCCCACUUCAUCAUGACUGACGAUGUGGACGACAUGGAUGAGGAGAUUGUGUCACCCUUGUCCAUGCAGUAUGCUGCCUGGCUGAUGGGGCGUAGGUUCAGUGACCGCUGUCUCUGCUCAGCAUCCGCCGGCUCAGAUGAUCAGUCCCUCUGGAAAUACCCGGCCCCCAGCCUGCAGAGCAGCAGCGUCCGGCAGCGCCUGACGGAACCACAGCAUGGCCUGGGAUCUCAGAGGUUGGUAGAGGGCGAGGCUGGCCGCUUCUUGACAAGCCGGGUCUCUCUGUGGCGAAUGCGCAGUCUUUCAUCUGGACAGUCUUUCAGUUCUGAAGGCCUCGGGACCAGCGCUCCAUCUGCCUCUGCUUCUUCUUCCUGCUCCUCUACCACCACCACCACUGCCACCACCUCCAGCACCAUCACCACCACCACCACCUCCAUCACCACCGUCCACAUCCACCCUGUUUAUUACCACCACAGCACUUCCUAUUUCCUCCAGAUGGAGCCCUACCCUGACCCACCCCCUUCUGACAGCACCGCUGUGAUGCCUUGGCAUUCAGAGACCUUGGGGGAUUUGACCCAUUCCGAUUCGGAGUCCUCCCUCCACAUGAGUGACCGCCAGCGUCUGGUCCUCAAGCCUCCUCAGAUGGUCCGUGCUGCAGAUGAGGCUCUCAGUGCCAUGACUUCCAACGGCAGCCACCGGCUGAUUGAGGGGGUCCAUCCCGCCUCUCUGGUGGAGAAACUGCCUGACAGCCCUGCCCUGGCCAAGAAGGCACUGCUGGCACUGAACCACGGGCUGGACAAGGCCCACAGCCUGAUGGAGCUGAGCUCCCCAGCCCCACCUAGUGGUUCUCCACAUUUGGAUUCUUCCCGUUCUCACAGCCCCAGUUCCCCAGACCCAGACACGCCGUCUCCAGCUGGGGACAGCAGAGCCCUGCAGUCUAGCCGAAAUACACGUAUUCCCCACCUGGCUGGCAAGAAGGCCGUGGCUGAGGAGGAUAAUGGCUCCAUUGGUGAGGAGACAGACUCCAGCCCAGGCCGGAAGAAGUUUCCCCUCAAAAUCUUUAAGAAGCCUCUUAAGAAGUAGGCAGGAUGAGGGUGGCAGUUGUGGGACAGCUUGUCCUCACCUGGUCUUCUGCCUCCCCUUCCCUCCCUUCCAACAUACCUGGCCCCCAGCAUGGGGCAUGGGAGGGGCUGGCCCUGGGGCCUGGGCACUGUACAUACUUGCCCCCUGUAUCCUUGGGUCCUUCAACAUUAUUUAUUAACUGACCACCAUGGCCUGCCUGCCCUGCCUCCCUCCCAACCAUGGGCUGCUGCUGUCACUCCCUCUCCACUUCAGUGCAUGUCUUAGUUGCUGCCCCCUCAGCUCUCAGUCCAUCUCUGGGGUCCAGCUUCUGUCUCUGCUGUCCCAGUUUUGAGGUUUGGUUUCUUGUUUCUCUCUGUCUCCUGCUUUUGGGCUCCCCCCUGCCACUCCCCAACUUCCCCUAGAGGCUAGGGGGGAAGAGAGGGGCAGUAACUUCUGACACCUGUUCCUCAGAUCUCUUCCACCUCACCGACCAUGGUUCUGUUUGCCCCAGACUGGGGCCUAGGACCUAAUAUUUGCAGUUUGCUCUCUGGGAGUGUGGUGGGCCAGAGGGAACCUCGGCCUGGAGCUCACUGAGGCCUCCAGGGGUCCAUGGGGGAGCGAAACCAACUCCCAGAGAACAAGCCACUAGAGUUCUGAAGAGAGGCUAGGCUAGGGGAUAGAUCGGAAGAGACUUCUCCUAGCUGGAGGAUGAGUGGAAGCCAGAGGUGUGGGCUACAAAGCAGUCACCUUUUCUCUCUUCUCUCACUCACACCUGCCUCUCUCUUAUCCCCGCUCCCCCACCCUGCAGGAGGGUUUGUCUAUAAGAGGCGCUGCCCAAAUGCUCCCCAAGCCUCAUUACUCCUGAGGCUCAGGACAGUGGGCUCCCAUGGCCGUGGGAGCCUCAGCUAUGAUACAGGGCUCUAAUGGGGCCUUGGAGCUGCUGGGCAGGAUGUUGUCACAUUUGAACCAAAAGACAGUUUAAAGCUGAAAAAUGAAAUCUCCUGAAUUUCCCAAGUGCCUGCACUGCAUACUUGCCCUGUGAGACCCCAUUUUCAUGUUACUGCAUAGCCUGGGCCAGAGGCUCAAGAAGGACACAGCCGGUUUAGGGAAGGGGGUGGCUAAGGAAGAUGGUGUAGGUCAAGGUGGCUGUGUGACCACUCCCCCGCCCUUCCCACCCUCUAGACAACUCUCUCCCUUCCCUGUUUUUGCAAUGGCUGUAAAGGUAUUUUCCCUCUGCCCCACUCCCCGCAGUGUCUUUACUCUGGGAUCCUAUUUUGGGCCUGGGGUGGGGGCACCUGGGGCUGGUCUUGGGAGGGUGCUAGGCUGCAGACUGCCUUGUACCCCCUGGACACCCUCACAUGGGUUUUUCUGUGUUAUUUCAUAAGACUCUUUGAAGUCCAAUAAAGCAUGUAGGAGAUUUUAA